AUGGCCUUCCUACAAGGCUGCGGUGCCCUUCUCGGAGCAUUGAGUCCAGACUUACAAGAUGGAAAAUCUUUGUGGGGUACACUCGACCAACCAUGCCUCGGGCUCUGGAUUCAGGACAACGGUAUCAACAGCGAGAGCUGCCCUUGGGGAGAUUUGAGUGAGAACAAUAACCCAUACCAUUCGGCGCCAGACACGGGAAUGACACGAUACUACGACUUCUCCAUCACACGAGGGUAUAUUCAGCCGGAUGGCUACAACAAGAGUGUUAUUCUAGUCAACGAACAAUUCCCAGGGCCUAUUGUUGAAGCCAACUGGGGCGACUGGAUUGAGGUCACGGUCUCCAAUAAUAUCGAAACCGUUGCGGAGGGAACAUCUCUCCACUGGCACGGAUUACUCAUGGAGGGGACUCCAUGGAUGGAUGGUGUUCCAGGUGUAUCACAAUGUCCCAUAGCUCCUGGAAGCAAAUUCACCUAUCGCUUCAGGGCUACACUAUACGGCACUUCUUGGUAUCAUUCCCAUUAUUCCUCGCAGUACUCUGGUGGCCUUCACGGACCUAUAGUCAUCCACGGCCCCACACAAUUGAGCUACGACACUGAUAUAGGCCCCAUUGAGUUCGAAGAUUGGUGGCAUCAGGAGUAUUAUGAAGUCGUUGAAAGUAUUAUGCAACCAAACUUUUCUGGCCGUUCGUUCUCAGAUAGCAAUUUGAUUCAGGGAAAAAACAACUUCAACUGCUCGAGUGUAUCUGCUGGUGAUACCACCAACUGCACCGAUAAUGCCGGUUUGGCCAAGUUCAGAUUUCAGUCUGGCAAAAUGCAUCGACUUCGUCUAAUCAAUUCUGGGUCUCAGGGUACUCAACGCAUAUCGAUCGACGAGCACACCAUGACUGUCAUUGCGUACGACUUCGUCCCGGUUCAACCGUAUAAUACUACUGUCGUCACCCUUGGCGUCGGCCAACGAGCUGAUGUCUUGGUUAAGGCAAAUGCCGGCGAACCCGGUUCGUCUUUCUGGCUUCGCGCGAACCUUACCAGCUGCGCCAGCGCAAAUGCGCCUAAUGCUCUCGCUGCCAUCCUCUACGAGGAUGCAGACCCCAACGAGCCUCCCACCAGUCAGGCCUGGGAUGUUCCCGAUCCGGGUAAUUGUGCCAAUGAUCCACUCGAGAUCACUAUCCCGUUCUUUCCAAUAGAGCUGCCAGAAGCCACCUACACUCAGAACUUGGAUAUUGGCAGCUACAUCAACGAGUCAGACAACUACCUCUGGACCUUUGGUAAUGUGUCGGCUCGCGUCGACUACAACUCCCCGUCCAUGCUACAAGUCAAGGAUGGCAAUUUCUCCUUCUCCGAGGACAUGAACGUCAUCAACUUCGGCACCAACUCGUCCGUCAGACUAAUUAUCAAUAACCCAAGUCCUGCUCCUCACCCGAUUCACGCCCACGGCCUGAACAUGUACACUAUCGCUGACGGCGCGGGGGACUACUCGGCCGACAACACAGCGUUUGUGCGCCCCGAAAACCCAAUGCGCCGAGACGUGCAGAACGUGCGGGCCUUUGGGCACAUCGUGGUGCAGCUCGAGACAUCGAACCCGGGCAUGUGGCCGUUCCACUGCCACGUCACCUGGCACGCCAGCGCGGGCUUCUUCGCCCAGCUGCUCUUCCAGCCCGACGAGCUCAUAGGCCUCGAGAUACCCGACAAUAUCGCCAGCACCUGUGCUGAGUGGGACGAGUUCACAUCCCGGAGCCAUCCCGAUCAGAUCGACAGUGGGCUAUAG
Truncatella angustata is the source of this 1764-nucleotide messenger RNA. RefSeq names its product multicopper oxidase-domain-containing protein. Gene Ontology annotation, molecular function: oxidoreductase activity; copper ion binding. The transcript has 4 exons. The coding region runs from base 1 to 1764 and encodes 587 amino acids. The record is from RefSeq and is a predicted model, not a curated record. NCBI's taxonomy places the organism in Eukaryota, Fungi, Ascomycota, Sordariomycetes, Amphisphaeriales, Sporocadaceae.